UCCUGUAACUCAGCCGGCUUGAGUGUUUCUGGGUGAAACCUUCUGAGUGACUCUCCUGGGUGCUGUGAGCGGAGCUCGGCAAGCUCAGAACUGCAGACAUGGAUGUAGUGACCUAUGAUGACGUGCAUGUGAACUUCACUCCAGAAGAGUGGGCUUUGCUGGAUCCUUCUCAGAAGAGUCUCUACAAAGAUGUGAUGCUGGAGACCUAUAGGAAUCUCACAACUAUAGGCUACGUUUGGGGAGACCAUACUAUUGGUGAACAUUUCCAAAGUUCUAGAAGACAUGGAAGGUAA
Messenger RNA from Arvicanthis niloticus (Nile rat), 293 nucleotides. The record is from RefSeq and is a predicted model, not a curated record. Lineage: Eukaryota; Metazoa; Chordata; Mammalia; Rodentia; Muridae.